This is a messenger RNA of Chanos chanos (milkfish), 3253 nucleotides long. RefSeq names its product C4b-binding protein alpha chain. The coding region runs from base 105 to 1202 and encodes 365 amino acids. The transcript has 13 exons. Lineage: Eukaryota; Metazoa; Chordata; Actinopteri; Gonorynchiformes; Chanidae. The record is from RefSeq and is a predicted model, not a curated record.
CACUGAUAUCAGAUCUAAAGGCAGAGUCAUCAGUUAGGGUGUAAACCGAAGUCCGUUACUCGUAAACGUUUCCUUUGAGAGGCUUUUGAGACAACGAACGAAAGAUGGUGUGCUACAAGAAGUACUUCUUCAUUUCUCUCUCAUUUUGUCUAUCAGUUAUGACUGACUUCUCGAAAGCGCAGUGCAUAAAACCCACCGGUGGUGAUCACAUGGUUUUGGAUGACAGUGACAUCAUAAAGGAUUCCUUUGAAAAUGGUUCUGUUGCCACCUUUAAAUGUGUGCCAGGCUACGUCCAUCAAUCAGGAAGAACAAAGAUAAAGUGUGAAGGGACCUCAUGGACGGAACUGACACUCACAUGUACAAAGAAAUCAUGUGGACACCCAGGGGACCUUCCCAAUGGAAGAUAUGUAUUUUCCCCAGAAGGUGAAGAGGGACUGCUAUUUGGUGCAACUGCCACAGCCGUUUGUAACAAGGGAUACCGGCUAACGAGCCAAAUAAGUAAAAGAAAUUGUGUAGCUACUGGUUGGGAUGGUAGAACUCCUACCUGUGAAGUGGUGAAAUGUGAAGCACCUCCAGCUGUGGUCGAUGGCAAUUUGGUCGACCCACCCCAGGAAGUGUAUGGAUAUGGACAGGCAGUUACGUACACGUGUAAUGAUGGUUAUACUCUCUAUGGAAGUGCAACUAUUGCUUGUUCUGAGAAUGGAAAAUUCCAGCCCGAUCCUCCUCAGUGCUUAGAUGUUUCUUGCGAGCGCCCUGUUGUCACAAACGGAAUUCGGGUUUCAGGAGGCUCAGGACCGUACACAUAUAAGAGCACCCUCGAGUUCAAGUGCAAUGAAGGCUACAGAAUGAACGGUUCUGCAGAAAUAACAUGUGAAAUAGGAGGCUGGGAUCCCAGUCCUCCACAGUGUUUAGUUAUUCCAACCAGCACACCAAAACCUACAGUGACUCCAACUAGCAGAACAAAACCUACAGCUCUUUCACCAAAGCCUUCAACCACCCUUUCAACCAAAAGCCCUGAAUCUACCACUAAAACAUCCACAGGGAAAGGCUCAGGUGACGGUCAUCCGUCAAAUAACAUAGGGAAGAUCGUUGGUGGGGUCAUUGGUGGAUUAGCCGGUCUUGCUGUAAUUGCUGGAGUUGCCUACUGUUUAAUCAACAAGAACCAGUCUGAAAAGGCUCUUAGGAACAUAACCACACCUUAGUGUCUCCCAACCUCUAUAUCAGGGACAAGCAUGGAGUUAACUGCAUGUAUAUAUACACCACAGGCCCAAGACUAUGCUGGAUCUCUUCCAAAUCAUUUCCUCCCAUACACCCAAAAUAGAAAGUAUAUGCAGUUAAACCAUUACAUGCUUGUCAUGCAAGCAGCUCAACAUUGCAGACCUGUUAUAGCUGUAAGUGACACACAAAUGUGACUGUGUGAAUGUUUCCUCAUGGGUUUUAACUGGAUUAUUUGUCUGCUCUGAAAGUGUCUGCAGAUUGUAAAGGUUCUCCUCUUCCCUCUCACAGGGGCCAUGGUUUGACCUCAGUCUUGGUUAGGGUUAUCACAGCAUGAUAAUCAGCUUUUGUCUCACAAUUUUAGAUUUCAUCUACCAACAGCAGUGCUUACCUCUAGUGGUAUCUUUUGUUUGUUUUUGUUUUGUUUUUUCUUAAAUUCAUUUUCUUGUCUGUAAAUUCCGGCACAGUCCCGAUGCAUGAAAGUCAUGCCACAGGAAUGUAGAGUCCUAAUAUUUUCAUCAGAAAUGACAAACACACACUGAGCGGCUCUUGUUCAAUUUUUAUUUUUGAUGUUAUGUAACAUGGUUGUCUGGUUACAUAUUGUACCUGCCAUAUCUAUAGCAGCCUAGGCGGAGCUUGUCAAUACUUUACUGUAACAGUAAGAUGUAACAGAAUGAAAGAGGUGAUGAUUAUUACUGUAUUAGAGCUGUGUGCUGUUUUUUUUUUUACUUGCUGAAGAUGUUUAGUUGUGGUCCAGUGUUAUUUACAGUAUUUAACCUAGACAUCCAUUUGGAUCAACCACUUUGAGCCAUUUCUGUAGUUUUUUUUUUUAGUAUUCAUUAGGAAACGUCACCAUUCCUGUGCCUUAUUGUCAGCCAAAGCAAAAAAAAAAAAAAAUCUGAAUUUUCUAUUGGAACAAAUAAAAAAAAUGCACUGCCCUCAUCACUAAUACUUUAUUUGAAAGGUCAAAGCACCUUAAUGUGGCGAGUAACUAAAAUGAUUUCUCAGCACUGCUUCUCACAUGGGAGAUCUGAGAGUGUGAUACAUGGGCUAGCCUGACUGUUUUUUGUUGUUGUUUUUGUCGAUGUUGUUGUUGUUGUUUUUGUUUGUUUGUUCGUUCGUUUGUUUUUCAGUUCAUUAGUUUGAAUGUGUAAAAUGGUUAUAGCACUUUUUAUCACUUUUUAUAAAGGUUGGUGUUCCUGUUCUUGCUGCUUUAUAUGAUUAAAUCUGUGUCAAAAGUAUCUGAAAAGUAUGUAAAAAUAACACUUAAUACUAUCUUUUGUUAUGAAUGGAUAGAAUGUAAGUUGAGUUUAUGAAGUUAAAUUUAUCCACGCGUUCAUGAAGUUGAGUUUUCCCUAAGUGUUAGAAUUAUUAGCCUUUAAUUUAUCUAUUUAACUGUAUCAAACAACAGAACAGUUUGUGCUAAAUAGGCAUCUGUUUAUCUCCUCGUCCGACAGCUGAAUUACCAAUCACCAGUUACUAGCUGUUCUGUGUAAAUUGAUAUGACCUGAUCACAUUGUGUGAAAUUUAUCUCUAUUUUAAUACCUCUGUAAGCUCUUCAUGUUAGUGUUGAUUUUUUUUUAAGUAUGUUGACUCUUGUAUAUCACUUUGUUGGCUGUGUAUGAGAUCCACUGUUGUAGUUAUUUUACUCCUACUAUAUCCCGCCCUUUCCUUGAAUAUUUACUGAGAACUGCUCUGCGAAACACGUUUGUGUCAUUGGAUUCAGUGAUUUAUUGUCACUGUCUAAUUUUUAGAUGCCACUAAGACCUUGACAAGGGUUUCUAAACAAAUUACUGUUUAAUUGGUUGCUAAAUAGGUGGGCUCAUAGUCAUUCAUUGCCUCCAGUGAUCUGCCACAUUACCUAUUGUCGUGGCUGUGCACGUUACUGCAAAAUCUCAUUGCUUUGUUUGCACUAUAACUAAUCUAAAUAAAGUUACAUGGAUUCCUUACGGUGGCAUUGUUUCCCUUUCCUUCUUUCUUUUUUUAACCAUUUUUUGAGCAGCCCUCAUGACGUGUUUAAUCAUCUGUUCUGGCACAG